Messenger RNA from Drosophila gunungcola (fruit fly), 2136 nucleotides. It is a transcript of the gene Pdi, whose product is annotated as protein disulfide-isomerase. Gene Ontology annotation, biological process: response to endoplasmic reticulum stress; protein folding. The transcript is spliced from 2 exons. The coding region runs from base 147 to 1637 and encodes 496 amino acids. The record is from RefSeq and is a predicted model, not a curated record. Gene Ontology annotation, cellular component: endoplasmic reticulum. Lineage: Eukaryota; Metazoa; Arthropoda; Insecta; Diptera; Drosophilidae. Gene Ontology annotation, molecular function: protein disulfide isomerase activity.
UAUAUAUCACCGAUUUAAACCAGACGAAAUUCAUUUGAAUUUUUACUUGCAACCGGGCAAGUUCAGCGCAGUUCGAAUCCCAGUUUUUGGUUGGCGAGUGUGCUGCACCCACACAGGGCAAAUAAUAAAGUUCGUUAAACGACGCGAUGAAAUUCCUGAUCUGUGCACUUUUCCUGGCGGCGUCCUACGUGGCCGCUUCCGCCGAGGCGGAGGUCAAAGUUGAGGAUGGCGUUUUGGUGGCGACUGUGGACAAUUUCAAGCAACUGAUUGCCGACAACGAGUUCGUGCUGGUCGAGUUCUACGCCCCAUGGUGCGGACAUUGCAAGGCUCUGGCUCCCGAGUACGCCAAGGCUGCCCAGCAGCUGGCCGAGAAGGAGUCGCCCAUCAAGCUGGCCAAGGUCGAUGCCACCGUCGAGGGUGAGCUGGCCGAGCAGUACGCCGUGCGCGGCUACCCCACUCUGAAGUUCUUCCGCAGCGGUGCUCCCGUGGAGUACAGUGGUGGCCGCCAGGCUGCUGACAUCAUCGCCUGGGUGACCAAGAAGACCGGCCCACCGGCCAAGGACCUGACCAGCGUGGCUGACGCCGAGCAGUUCUUGAAGGACAACGAGAUCGCCAUCAUUGGAUUCUUCAAGGAUGCCGAAUCGGAGGAGGCCAAGACCUUCACCAAGGCCGCCAACGCUCUGGACUCGUUCGUCUUCGGUGUGAGCAGCAAUGCCGAGGUGAUUGCCAAGUACGAAGCCAAUGACAAUGGAGUGAUCCUGUUCAAGCCUUUCGACGACAAGAAGUCCGUGUUCGAGGGUGAGCUGAGCGAGGAGAACAUUAAGAAGUUCGCCCAGGUGCAGUCGCUGCCCCUGAUCGUUGACUUCAACCACGAGUCUGCUUCCAAGAUCUUCGGCGGCUCGAUCAAGUCGCACUUGCUCUUCUUCGUGUCCAAGGAGGCCGGCCACAUCGAGAAGUACGUGGACCCCUUGAGGGAGAUUGCCAAGCAGUACCGCGACGACAUCCUGUUCGUGACCAUCUCGUCCGACGAGGAGGACCACACCCGCAUCUUCGAGUUCUUCGGCAUGAACAAGGAGGAGGUGCCCACCAUCCGUCUGAUCAAGCUGGAGGAGGACAUGGCCAAGUACAAGCCCGAGUCGAACGAUCUGUCUGCCGAGACCAUCGAGGCCUUCCUCAAGAAGUUCCUGGACGGCAAGCUGAAGCAGCACCUCCUGUCCCAGGAUCUGCCCGAGGACUGGGACAAGAACCCCGUCAAGGUGCUGGUCUCUAGCAACUUUGAGAGCGUUGCUCUGGACAAGAGCAAGAGCGUGCUGGUCGAGUUCUACGCCCCGUGGUGCGGACACUGCAAGCAGCUGGCUCCCAUCUACGACCAGCUGGCCGAGAAGUACAAGGACAACGAGGACAUCGUCAUCGCUAAGAUGGACUCGACUGCCAACGAGCUGGAGAGUAUAAAGAUCUCGUCGUUCCCCACAAUCAAGUACUUCCGCAAGGAGGACAACAAGGUCAUCGACUUCAAUCUGGACAGGACUCUGGACGAUUUCGUCAAGUUCCUCGAUGCCAACGGUGAGGUGGCCGAUUCCGAGCCCGCCGAGGAGACCGAGGAGGAGGAGGAGGCGCCCAAGAAGGACGAGUUGUAAAUCCAACAAUUACCACAGCCCCAACCACAUCUACACAGAAACACACACGAAAAUCCAACAACUACGAACAGCAACAUCCGUGUAACAAACAACAAAAAGCCACAACUAGCAACGUACAUUCUGUAGUUUAUUUCUAACAUUUCGGCGCAUGUGGGCGUCCAGAGUUUCCCCAUCCGGCGGCUGAGUUUUUGUCAGGCGCUCGGAUUGGGUUAGCUGGUCGUCAGCUUGGCCAUCGAAGCAUUUUUGCCCGACCUCGGUUUUUUAUUCGCAUACUUACUACUUUCGUUGUAUGUACAAUUGCAACGCAGAUUUAAACGCUCUCAGCGCGAUGUUUCGUCCGCUGUCGGCGUAAACUUAAAAUUCAGUUUUAAUGAAGAAUGAACGAAAGCGAUAAAUUUAAAUAUCUAAUUCUUUAAGUUUUCUAUUUUGGAAUUUUUAGAAUCAUUGAAAGAACUGAUUAAGAACGUAACAAAUAAAGUUGGUAACAACAUUAGAAAAA